Molecule: messenger RNA, 605 nt
Organism: Drosophila willistoni
Lineage: Eukaryota; Metazoa; Arthropoda; Insecta; Diptera; Drosophilidae
Exons: 2
Coding region: 30-515 (161 amino acids)
Source: RefSeq, a predicted model, not a curated record
GACCAACAGUUGCCGCCCAGCCAGUUACAAUGGAACAGCAAACGCCAACACUGCAGAUCCGAUUGCUGCCCGCCAAGACUGCCGAGGAGAGAUCACGGAACAUUAUAGCCAAUGUGGUAGUGGAGGGUCAUCAUGCCAAUCUCGUGCCCUACAUUGAUGAACAAGUUCUGGCCAGCAAUGGUGGUGGCGAAUGCGAGAAAGUGACACUGCUAAACCAAUUGGAGGGAGGAACGAAAUCCGAACCAGCACAUCCGCGUCUCAGAUAUUAUGCUGUGGGUCCCUCGACCUAUAAAUUACAGUGCCCCCUGUGCCGGGAGAGAAGUGAGGCUGGAGUGAUGAGAGCAGCCAACUGCAAGGAUAUCAACUGUUGCCUGAGCCUAUUGUCCUGCAUUUUUCCCAUCUUCUGGCUAUGCUGCAUUUGCACCUGGUGUGGCUGCAAUCGGGAAUGGACCACCAAAGGCGUCUAUUGCAAUCACUGCGGCGGCAAAGUAGGCAUUCAGCGCAAGGCCAAAUGAAAUUUAUAUUUUUGUUCAAUCAAUUAAAAAUGGAAUGGAAAUUAAAGAAAACAUUUGUUAAUUCUAUUACGCAGCUAAUUCAAUUAAAUG